Molecule: messenger RNA, 1889 nt
Organism: Ctenocephalides felis (cat flea)
Lineage: Eukaryota; Metazoa; Arthropoda; Insecta; Siphonaptera; Pulicidae
Product: protein nubbin-like
Exons: 10
Coding region: 210-1889 (559 amino acids)
Biological process (GO): regulation of transcription by RNA polymerase II
Molecular function (GO): RNA polymerase II cis-regulatory region sequence-specific DNA binding; DNA-binding transcription factor activity, RNA polymerase II-specific
Source: RefSeq, a predicted model, not a curated record
AUUGGCAUUUUUCAUUUGAAUCAUUAUCGCGUUAUUUUGAAUCUGUGAUAUCAAAAACUGCACUCCACAAUCAAACAAAAUCAUUUGGCAAUGAGAAGACAUUAAGAUUGAUUCACCAGUGCAAAAUUUAAAAAAAAAAACAUUUUUUAUAUCUCCUCCAUCCCAGUAGUGAUUUCCUCCUGAUUUCGCCAGAGGUGGUUUCUGGAUAGAUGUUGUUGCAGGCGAGCAGGAACUACGCGCUCUCGGGGGCACGCGACGAUUCCCCCGAAUCGCAGCCACUUGAUUUCACGAUGCCGCGGUUCGAUGCGGCCCUGCGCCGGUUGUUCAGGGACGGCGCCGGGGUUGGUGGCAAUCAAUUAGACAGGACGGACAGGGAUAGAGAUAGGAGAGAUUAUCAAAGGGACCAUCAUAGUCAACAACAACAAUCGCCUACUCUUCAGGAUAUGCGGAAAGAUCUAAACGACAGUGACCGCAGUAAAACGCCUUAUGGUGAACUUUGGCCAGAAGAACCGACGUCAUCACCAUGGAGAAUACCAAACCCACAAGCGCUUAGAGAACGAUUAGGUCUACCAGCAUCACCCGACCUCUCGCAAACGAGGAUUGCCAAAACGCCAUCACCGCCACCUUCAAAUGAUGGGGAUGGUUGUGACAGUGGGAGUGAUAGCAGAGAUUGUGACGAGGAUGAUAACGAGGAACGGGGUGCUCUUAACUUGGUGACAGAUUCAUCAAGAACAGAUUCUCCGUCACCACCUCGGCCAUCACAUAAUUCCGGCCCGCCUCUGGGAGCUUUGCCGCCCUUGCAAAUGUACUUGCAGGCCGCAGCCAGUGGCGGAGCAUGCCCCCCAAAUCUUAGCGGACUUGGAGCUCAAGAAUUAGCGGCUUUACAACAAGCAUUACAAGCUCAUCAAGCAAAUUUGCAGCAACAAUUGCAGAAUUUCGUACUGUUUCAUCCGCAACAGCAUGGAGGUCAUCCAAAUUCACCUGGAGGACAAGGGUUGCCUCCUCAAGCUCAAGCUCAAUUAUUCCUGCACAAUCAUCUUCAACAAGCAGUAGCUCAAGCCGCGCAGCAGUUGCAACAAUUACAAAAAUCGCAGCAAAUGCAUUCGAGACAAACAGACUCCCCGCCUAUAAGUUCGCCGCCAAAUGCCGGCCAGACACAAAUUACGCCGCCCAAUGUUGCUGCCCAUCUGGGAGGUUUACUGACACCAUCAACGCCUGGAUCUGGUACACUUACACCACAGAUGGGAAAACAUCCUGGUGCGCCCAGAGCAUUAGAACCAAGUCCAGAAGAAACGACAGACUUAGAAGAAUUAGAACAAUUUGCCAAAACAUUCAAACAACGUAGGAUAAAACUAGGGUUUACGCAAGGUGAUGUUGGUCUAGCAAUGGGUAAAUUAUAUGGAAAUGAUUUUUCCCAAACGACAAUAUCACGGUUUGAGGCUUUGAAUCUUUCAUUUAAAAAUAUGUGCAAACUGAAACCUUUGCUCCAAAAAUGGUUAGAAGAUGCUGACAACACCAUGAACAAUCCCUCCAGUAUGUCAAAUCCUUUGACGACACCCGAAGCAAUCGGCAGGCGGCGUAAAAAACGCACUUCGAUAGAAACAAGUGUGCGUGUCGCCCUAGAAAAGGCAUUUGUGCUUAAUCCUAAGCCAACAUCAGAAGAAAUCGGUACAUUGGCCGAUGGUCUAUGCAUGGAAAAAGAAGUCGUCCGCGUUUGGUUUUGUAACCGAAGACAGAAAGAAAAACGUAUAAAUCCACCUUUACAAGGUGGGCCAGGAAGUCCAAACUCAGGAUCUCCUUAUUCCACGGGUCUGACAUACCCUGGUGGUCCUUUAGCCCUUGUAACAUCAGGGCAAGGUUUGAAUCCGUAUUCGUAUCAGCAAGAAUGA